AGUGCUGCCUGUCCCUUCCCCGGAGUGAAGAGUGGAGUACAGAGGGAGGGACAGAGAUACAGAGGGACCAGGUCCCCAGAAAUGUCCCUGCUGAGAUGCAGGCCGCAGGCCCUGCCAUCACUCUGCCUUUCUGUGCUGUUCCUGGCCUGCUUUGUAGCAUCCAUGUCUACAGAAAGCCUGAGCCCCACGCCUGGCCCUGAGAGCAGCCGCUGGAGCCUGGUAAGGACCAGGGUGAUGGAGAUGGUGGAGCCACUGGUAACCAGAACCAGGAACAGAUGGCAGUGGUUCUGGGGCCCUGGAGCUGUCCAGGGCUUUAUACAGACCUACUAUGAAGAUCACCUGAAAGACCUGGGUCCCCGAACUCAGGCCUGGCUGCAGAGCUCCAGAGAUGACCUCCUAAACAAGACCCACAGCCUGUGUCCCAGACUGCUGUGCAGAGACCGGACUCAGGGUUAAAGUGCCACGUCCCUCCCUCCCCUGGCACCCACAAUAAAGGUGUUUGUUCUUGAUCUG
Messenger RNA from Mus pahari (shrew mouse), 513 nucleotides. RefSeq names its product apolipoprotein C4 (gene Apoc4). The record is from RefSeq and is a predicted model, not a curated record. The transcript is spliced from 3 exons. Lineage: Eukaryota; Metazoa; Chordata; Mammalia; Rodentia; Muridae. Bases 82 to 456 code for a protein of 124 amino acids. Gene Ontology annotation, cellular component: high-density lipoprotein particle; very-low-density lipoprotein particle. Gene Ontology annotation, biological process: positive regulation of triglyceride storage; triglyceride homeostasis.